AGCAUAGCUUAUGGCAAUUUAUUUAAAUGAGAGAAGACAUUCUGGUUGUUUAGAAGAACAGAUGUAAACAAAUGAGAUAUGUUGCGCUCUUUUUCUCACAAAUUAUAUCUAUGGUUCUGUUUCUGUUUAACUUUGUCAAGUUAACUCUAGCAAUAGAAGAUAGAACUGCAAAAGUAUUUGCAAAAGUGUCACCUAGGAGUAAAACACAUUUAGGAGACAAAUGUAACCUCUGAAAAAAUAGCCAGAUUAUGUUCCAUUUUCUUUUUUACAAACUAUUGGUACUCUAACCACAUGGUUCUUUUCAUCCAAGCCGGGGGGCCCCAGUGGGAAAACUGCUCUCCAGUAAGCAUCUGUGGCCCACUCCAUGGUAACGGCUCAGUCUCCACGUCAGACUGCAGAUCAGGUCCUACAGCAGUCAAGCUGACAGAAACCGUUGAGGUGUCCAGGCUCUGCUCCACUCCAGAGGACAGAAACCGACAGGGCAGAGAAACGGUAGAACGACGAAAUCGGAAGUAUGCAAUAGUGAACAUCUCGAGUGCUUCCGGAUAUUUGAACCAACCAGCCGCCUAAGUUCAAAACACACUUCGGCCGUACGGGGUUUGCAGUAAUGGCAACGAAAGAAAAGUCUACUGGACGUCUUCCAAAAAACAAAAACGAGACGUUUGAUAUAUCUAGUAUCGCUUCCAGCGCAGUGGAAGAAAAACUCUUCGGCCGAGCGGAUAAAGAAGCAGAGGAAGACGAUGACGGGCCCGUGGUUUUCAUCUGUAAGAAGUGCAGGCUGCCUGUUGGAGAUUCAAUGUCCUGGGAUGGAAGUGAAGAGGACCAGAAGCAAAUUAAACUAAAGCGGGUUACCAACAACGUUAUCAUUGGAAAGGACAGUCACCUCUUUGAAGUGAACAAACAAUCAGUUUGCCUGGUUGUGGAUCUCAUCUGUUGCUGCUGCCAGUCGGUGCUUGGCAUGGUCUACACAGCUACGCCCAGCAACCUGGACCACAAUAGGUUCAUUUUCUAUCUGAGUGUAGCCAGCAUCGACAGCUAUGUGCUCGGCUCUGGAGGCCAGAUGUUGGCAGCAGAGGGCCCCAAAGAGCAGCUGGUAACACUGGAGUACAGGCACAAUGUUGAACAACAGUUGACAGAGAUGAAAAUGCUUGUUGUGUCCAUGGCACAGCAGCUGGACGAGAUCAAAGCCGACCUUAAGAAGGGAUGGGAUGAGCCUUGACAACGAUGGGCGUCAAGUCGUCUGUGAUGCUGUUUAUUUCCAGGAGAACAUUUUGUCCCAGUUACACCUUGUUCACAUGAACGUAAAGCUGCACACACAUACUCACACCAUCUACUGGGCUUUGUCCUAAAAACCAGCGGUGAAACAAAGACUGCCUGCUCUUGUAAUCAAUCAUCUUGCCACCUCGGCUCCUUGCGGCUUGCAGCGUCUGCUCUGGGGGUCCAGUGCAGAAUAAAUGUGUGCCAUGAGCAGAAUGUUUAUUUGUGCAGGAUGUUAUCAGCCGGGCUGCACACUCAGCACAAUGCGGUAUUGAUCUGACCACUUGAGGCCACACACUCUUCGUCUCCUCUUUGUUCUGUUCCUCGAGUUUGUAGCGUUUUUAGGCUUGCAGAUUUACCGAGGAUGUUUUGUUUGUCAUUAAAGCAGAAAGAGAUCAUAAUAAAAUAAUUUGUAUAGCACCUUUUUCAUUUAGUGCAUUGUCUCGUUGUUGUUUUUAAGCUUCUUUGGUUGUGCAGCUGUUCUUGUGUAAUAAAAGUUUUGCUAACUACAAGUGACAAACCAAA
This is a messenger RNA of Xiphophorus hellerii (green swordtail), 1782 nucleotides long. RefSeq names its product MIS18 kinetochore protein A (gene mis18a). Gene Ontology annotation, biological process: chromosome segregation; CENP-A containing chromatin assembly. The transcript is spliced from 7 exons. Lineage: Eukaryota; Metazoa; Chordata; Actinopteri; Cyprinodontiformes; Poeciliidae. The record is from RefSeq and is a predicted model, not a curated record. Gene Ontology annotation, cellular component: chromatin; nucleus; chromosome, centromeric region. The coding region runs from base 608 to 1219 and encodes 203 amino acids.